GAUACCUUUUGUGGUCAAAGCAACAUCUGCUAAUAAUGAUAUUUAAUUGCAGGAGGCUUUGCCACACGCAUUAUUACCGACGAUAGAGGUUCGUAGGUAACAACACAAACGGCAGUUUCAACCUCAAUGAAAACCAACAUGUGACCUAGAGAAGGUAGAAUUUGCCGGCGCAUCCUCAUUCCAAACUGCAAAGCGGCGCGGAGCACAACUCUUCCCAUUCACCCGGGGGCUUCACAGAUGCUGACUUUAUCCAAUGAGAGCACAGAAACAGGGCGAUAUUAAUUUAAUCUCCCCUCCUCCCUUCUACCCUGUCGGUGGUUUAUUCUAAUAAACCGCAUUUCAGCCCACACCAGUCUUAAAAGGGAAUACUGAGUCUAUAAAAUAUAUUGGGGAGAGGGGCGCCAUCAAGGAAUGGGGUUUGGAUUCUUACUUCAAACGCGCCUGAGAGACAACUAUAUAUUGCUGCUAAUGAAGCAGUGGUACUGAAAAAUAUAAGUAAUUAGGUGAUAGUUCCAAAUUAAGAAAUCGGAUUAAAAACAACUAUGAGUUGUAAGAGAACUUGGUAUUCAGCAGUCCUCAACAUGACAGUGGAGCGGCUCUAAAAACUGUGAAAUCUUCUCGUCAUCUACUCGAACAACGCAAUCUUCAGUUAUUAAAACCUUUCAGACGUCAUUCGGAUUAUUUACCUGGAAGUAUAUACUGAAUGGACAACAAACCCGAAGUGAUGGAGUUUACCAAAGUCCAGAAGACAACGAGGAAUCCAUCGGUCACCUCGAGGCGGGUGGAAUUAAGACCGUCAUCUCGAAACAGGAGGAUAGCUUCUAAUUCUACACCUGCUACCUCCAGGAUAUAUGUACAUUUCAUUCUACUUCUUUUGAUAUUCACGCCGAGAGUGGACUCAUCUUGGUGGUACAUCGGGGCUCUGGGGGCACGGGUGAUAUGUGACAACAUUCCGGGCCUGGUGAACAAGCAGCGGCAGCUCUGCCAGCGCCACCCGGACCUCAUGCGCUCCAUCGGGGAAGGCGCCAAGGAGUGGAUCCGCGAGUGCCAACACCAGUUCCGCCACCACCGCUGGAACUGCAGCACGCUCGACCGAGACCACACAGUGUUUGGCCGAGUCAUGCUCCGCAGCAGUCGUGAGGCCGCGUUCGUCUACGCCAUCUCUUCCGCCGGGGUGGUCUAUGCCAUUACACGAGCCUGCAGCCAGGGGGAGUUAAAGAUAUGCAGCUGUGACUCUCACAAGAGGGGUCGCGCUAGCGACGACAAGGGCGACUUCGACUGGGGCGGCUGCAGUGACAACAUCAACUACGGCAUCAAGUUCGCCAAGGCUUUCGUGGACGCCAGGGAGAGGAUGGUAAAAGAUGCCCGGGCACUCAUGAACCUCCACAACAACCGCUGUGGAAGGAUGGCAGUGAAACGCUUCAUGAAGCUGGAGUGCAAAUGCCACGGGGUGAGCGGAUCCUGUGCGCUCAGGACGUGCUGGUUGACCAUGUCUGACUUUCGUCGCACCGGGGACUACCUGAGGAAGAAGUACAACGCGGCCGUGGAGGUCACCAUGAACCAGGAUGGGACAGGGUUCACAGUAGCAGACAAAGACUUCAAGGGGAACCCCAAAAAUGACUUGGUGUACGUGGAACAUUCGCCGGAUUAUUGUCUACUGGACAGGGCAGCAGGUUCGCUGGGCACGGCAGGAAGGGUGUGCAACAAGUCCUCCAGGGGGAUGGACGGCUGUGAGGUCAUGUGCUGCGGUCGGGGCUACGACACAACGCGGAUGAAGAGCGUCACCAAGUGCGAGUGCAAGUUCAAGUGGUGCUGCGCCGUGGAGUGCAAGGACUGCGAGGACGUCGUGGACGUGCACACCUGCAAGCCUCACAAGCGCCCCGACUGGCUGGACCUCACCUGAGUGCUCACCUUCCCCGAAAGUUUCAGUCCCCGCUUCUCUUUCUCUCUCAGGACUUUUUAUUUGUGUUUUCAAAGUGGGACAAUGCAUUCUGGGAUAUGUAGUCUAUACCUCUAAUCCUUCAGACUCCAACAUGCACCUCUUAGCACGCCUUUGGCACUUUUUUUCCCCUCUGACUGCCCCUCACUAAGCACUGAAAGAAAAGAAGAAGAAAAAAAAAGCAUCUGUGGGGCUCGUUUAGAUAAAAGAGGGUGCUUUGAGAGUUGUGUAGGUAGGUGUUAUGGCGUGCAGGAGUGGGCCUUUUUCUGAAGUCUGAGUAAGUGUUUUGGUUUAAAGGGUGAGAACAAAUCCACGGAACUCAAAGGGGUUUUUGGUUUGGAAGUGUGUACUUUGAUCUCAGAUAAGGACGUGGUUUUUUUCUGCUUGCAGAGUGCUGAAGACACUUCUCCAGUGGACACUGAAGUGUGGUAGAAUGGUGAAACGCGAUGCUUGUGUUUGGUGUAUUAUCCAUAUUUGUGAGACCUCUUGGUUUCAGAUCAGAGUAUAUCUGUGGGCUCAGCCCAACCGGUGACCUUCAGGACGGAAAGUUAGCGACUUGGAAAAUCUUGAAUUAAUGGAACGGAAACAAGGAACUGAGCUUAUUGCAGAUGUCAUAAUUUGUGCAGUGAGGUACUCGUGUAUUUGCCCUUUAACCACAAAGGAUUCAACCAGCAGCCAAUAAUAAAUCCAACAUAUGUAACUAACAAGGGAAGAUAUUCAAAGUGCAUUCAAAGCACAAAACAAUCACGAGAGAGCAUUAUAUCACCAAUACAGCUGUGUAAAGUUAAUAGGUCUUCCCUGAAUUUUUCUGUAAAUAGUAUCUGUGCUCUGAAUAUAGCUAACGCAGGUCUAUUCUGGGUUCACCGUGAUAUGUCUUGUGACUGUUUUGAUGAAGGUAAGACCACUGCAUAUCUAAAGCACUUGAUUCACUAUCUCUUACAACGUCACAACAUGAAGAGCACUGUUAUAUUUUUUACCCCUUUCUUACAAUUGAUAACUCCUUGAUUGGAUUUUGAAAAUAACGAUCAAAUGUAAUUAAUGAUUAAAAUUGUUUGUCACUGGAUUGAAAUGUAUUAUGAUAUAUAUAUGUAUAAACAUUUAUAUAUUUAUCAUAACUGUGAACAAAAGCGCUUUAUAUGAACAGGUGGGCUAAGUUUCAUUUGUUAUGUUGAGGGGAGUCACGAUUACUUUCUUUGUGGGACUGUUUUGUGGUUUUAUAAUUAAAUAACUAAGGUGACCCAAAUAACAGAUAAACUAUGGACCAGAUCUGUGUAAGAAAAGGGACACGUCAGUAUCAUAGUCAUCUGACAUCU
Molecule: messenger RNA, 3252 nt
Organism: Clupea harengus (Atlantic herring)
Lineage: Eukaryota; Metazoa; Chordata; Actinopteri; Clupeiformes; Clupeidae
Gene: wnt2ba
Product: wingless-type MMTV integration site family, member 2Ba
Biological process (GO): multicellular organism development; cell fate commitment; canonical Wnt signaling pathway
Cellular component (GO): extracellular region
Molecular function (GO): cytokine activity; frizzled binding
Source: RefSeq, a predicted model, not a curated record